This is a messenger RNA of Cryptomeria japonica (Japanese cedar), 699 nucleotides long. RefSeq lists its product as uncharacterized. NCBI's taxonomy places the organism in Eukaryota, Viridiplantae, Streptophyta, Pinopsida, Cupressales, Cupressaceae. Bases 1 to 699 code for a protein of 232 amino acids. The transcript has a single exon. The record is from RefSeq and is a predicted model, not a curated record.
AUGAUCUCCUAUAUUCAAAAUCUUGAUGGAGUUGUUAUUACAGAGGAGAAAGAGAUUGUCGCUGAGGUUGUCCAGUUUUUUAAGUCCUUGUUAUCUGAGGAGGCAUCUGUCUUUAAUGAUAGUUUUGUUUUUGCUAUUCCUAGACUAAUUUCUAAUGAGGAUGAUGUAAUGUUAAUGGCUCCUUUCUCUAUUCAAGAAGUAAAGGAGGUUAUUUUUUCAAUGCCAUCUGAUAAGGCUCCUGGUAUUGAUGGUUUUAUUGCUCUCUUUCUUAAAAAAUAUUGGCCUUUUCUUGGGGAAGACCCUCACCUUGUUCUAGAAGAGGCUAGAUGUAAUAGGUCGAUUUUGAAGGAGCUUAACACAACUCUUAUUGCUAUCAUUCCUAGAUUAGAGAAUCCUAAAUCUUUUGUGGAUUUUCAUCCAAUUUCCUUAUGUAAUACCUUAUAUAAAAUUAUCACUAAAGCUAUUUUUGUACAGCUUGCUAAUCUCAUCCCAAAGAUUGUUUCGGGGGAGCAGAGGGGUUUUGUCCUUGGUAGGGAAAUGACGGAAGGGGAUAUUGUGGCCCAUGAGAUUUUGCAUUCUAUCUCUCAACUUUCUAUUCUGGAUAUGAUACUAAAAUUGGAUAUGAUGAAGGCUUAUGAUAGGGUAAGUUGGCAAGCGCUCUCAUGCGUGCUUAAGAAUUUUGGGUUUGGGGUAAAAUGA